Molecule: messenger RNA, 4325 nt
Organism: Misgurnus anguillicaudatus (oriental weatherfish)
Lineage: Eukaryota; Metazoa; Chordata; Actinopteri; Cypriniformes; Cobitidae
Gene: lmbrd2b
Product: LMBR1 domain containing 2b
Biological process (GO): adrenergic receptor signaling pathway
Cellular component (GO): membrane
Source: RefSeq, a predicted model, not a curated record
UUUGGCCGCCGCCCAUCGCGUCAGAGGCAUGACGUUCGGUGUAUUUUUUUUGGAAAUUAUUGUAGAUAGAUUGUGUCUAGGUUGUCUUACAAGAUUCAUUUAUUGCUUAUGGGUUGUCUUCACUGUAGGAAUGAAAAGGAUAUCGUGCUAUUGAAUCAAACAUUUCUCAUUGGAUCUGAGUUGUCAUCAGUCCCAGGAAGAGUGAGAGGAGUGUGGUGUGCAGAAUGAGCGGGGCAGCUCUGGGAAUAGAGAUCGUGGGGGUGUUUUUCCUGGCUCUCUUCCUCUUGCAUCGCUAUGGAGACUUCAAAAAGCAGCAGCGCAUGGUUCUCUUUGGCACGCUGCUGGCUUGGUAUUUGUGCUUUCUCAUCGUCUUCAUUCUUCCUUUGGAUGUCAGCACGACAAUCUACAAACAGUGUUUAAUCGAUCAUGAAGCGCAUGUCCAGACACCCUCUGUUAGUCCUGUCACUUCAAACCAAACAACUGAAAAUAGCUCGGUUUCACCCAGUAAAAGUGAAAGCAGCCCUUGCAAUAAACCAUGGAGUUACAUUCCAAAUGGCAUCAUGCCAGUGUUCUGGAGAGUUGUGUAUUGGACCUCACAGUGUCUUACGUGGCUUCUUCUGCCAUUCAUGCAGUCCUAUGCUCGGUCUGGGGGCUUCUCCAUCACCGGAAAAAUCAAGACGGCUCUCAUUGAGAAUGCUAUCUAUUAUGGCACAUACCUUUUCAUCUUUGGCUCUCUUCUUAUUUAUGUGGCCGUCCACCCUCAGUGGCACCUCUCGUGGUAUGAGCUACAGACCAUCGGCAUCACCGCAGCCAACACGUGGGGUCUGUUUUUGCUAGUCUUGCUGUUAGGUUACGGCCUGGUUGAGAUCCCCCGUUCAUACUGGGAGGCGUCACGCCAGAGUCACCUUCUCAUUAAGACUUACUUCAAAGCAGCAAAGCUCAUGACGGAGAAGGCCGAUGCGGAGGAGAACCUGGAGGAUGUCAUGGAGGAAGUGAGAAAAAUCAAUGAAUCGAUUAAAUACAACCAUCCCUUGAGGAAGAAUGUAGACACUAUUCUACGAAAGUGUCCAGUUGAAUAUCAAGAAAAGAUGGGCAGGAACAUGGACGAUUUUGAGGAUUAUGAUGAUAAACAAAACACGUACCCCACUGAAAGAAGCCUUUCCAAGCUUCACAAGCAGGUGAUCUAUGCCGUGCAGCGACAUAAUCGGACGCACGUUCAGUGGCAGAUCAUGCUUGAACAGGCUUUUCAUCUGGAGGACGUAGCCAAGAAUGAAACCAGCACCUCUCGACAGUUUGUUCACAGUUUUGCCCUUCCAGAACCUGUAGGCUGGUUUAGACGCUACAUAUACACCCCAACAAUAGAAUGGUACUGGGAAUGCUUGCUGAAGCAGUGGUUCUACCGUGUGCUGGCUGUGGUUCUGGCUCUCUUUUCUGUGACUGUGGUUUGGUCGGAGUGCACUUUUUUCAGUACUCGGCCUGUUCUUUCACUUUUUGCCGUGUUCAUCCAGCUUGCCGAGAGAGAUUACAACUAUCUUUAUAUUGAGAUGGCGUGCUUCAUUACCAUCUUCUUCCUUUGCACCUGCGUCUACUCCACUGUGUUCCGUAUCCGCGUCUUUAACUACUAUUACCUGGCCUCACAUCACCAAACAGAUGCUUACAGCCUUCAGUUCAGCGGCAUGCUUUUCUGCCGAUUGACCCCUCCACUUUGUCUAAACUUUUUGGGACUCAUUCAUAUGGAUUCUGCCAUAUCUCACCAGGCAAAGGAACAGACCGCAUACACCUCUAUCAUGGGUUCCAUGCGGGUUCUGUCAUUCAUCGCUGAUGGCUUCUACAUCUAUUACCCAAUGCUGAUUGUCCUCCUCUGUAUUGCUACAUACUUCAGUCUUGGCACACGUUGUUUGAACCUAAUGGGUUUUCAGCAGUUCAUGGGAGACUGUGAACUGACCUCUGACCUUAUCGAUGAGGGCAGGGAGCUCCUACGUAGAGAAAGAAGAAAACGACAAAGAAUCGAGGAUGGGGAGAACAGACGAAGAGAGUGGAGAGAACGUUAUGCACAGCGAGAUGAGAUUGCUGCCAGAAACCGGACCUCCAUGUCUGAAAUGAAGGAAACCAACUAUGGAGAAACCUUGAAUUCAAACACAAAUCGGCAGGCUAAGUACUCGCGUGGUGGUGGCCAGUCAGGGAGAGACAGUAUUGAGCUACUGCAAGAUGCUGAACCUUUGGAGUUUAAUCCAGAAACACUGACUGAUGACCCGUUGCAAGCUGAAACUGGCAGACACGCCGGUGGAAGGUAUCUCUCAAUGUCAUCUUCUCGAAGCCGAAUCUUUGAUGACGUUUAAAUCCAGGAAAAUGAAAAGAUCAAUUUAUUCUCUUCUGUCUAAUAACACUGUAAGAAAGCAAAAUAAUACCUCUCAUGUCAUGCCUGACUGUCCUCUCAUUAUAAACAUCUACUUCCUGUAUCCUGUAAUGCAGUGUAGUUACCUGCAUGCUUCCUGACUGCAGAGUAAACAAACAGCCACAUAUAGAAGCGCACACACACAGUGCCAGGCAGUUAAACUGCUGCUUGUGACAAAUGGGAAACAUCCUUUUUGCCUACGUGUUUUUUUACUCCGUUACAAGAAAUGAGUCAAGGUUAAUGUUAACUUGAACUGUGAGUCAUGAAAGGUGUUUUACAUUUGAAUGAUUACUACAGACUGGAAGGACUUAGACACUACCGUUUCUCAUCAUGUACUGCUGAUAAGCAUCAGGUCAUGUACCUGAACACUUAUAAUGAUGUGAUUGUGGCUCAUUUGUGUUGUAAAUGUAAGUAGAGAGAUUUUAUAGGUCAAGAUCUAUAUUGUCUGACAAAAUACAGGAUUUUGUACCAGUGAUUUUAUUAUAAGGCCCGAGAGAUUUGCACACGCAGAAGGUUUUGGAAAAUGAAAAUCUGAACUGAUCGCAGUUAAAAACACUCCAGUUUAACCUUUAUAAGUGUUUGGCAAGGAUGAAGAAGUAAUCUUUAGGUACACUGUAUACAAUGGUUAAGCCUUUUUUUUCAUUAUAAUGAUUUAACAUUCCAGCAAGAUAUGUUCUUGCAUCUUUUAUUUUACAAAUGAAGAAAAUAUUAAUUUUGUCAAUGUGAUAUUUAUUUUCACAAAUGUUUGAUUUAGUAAGUAAAGUUGUAUUAUUUAUGUAUUCUAGUUUGCACAAAUUAUUUUACAGAAAAUGGGUUUUGGGAAAAGCACCAAACCAAAAUUAACUGUCAGGUGCGUGAAUGGAGGAUGUGCACUCUGCUCUUAUCAGAUCUGUUUUAGUUAUUGGUCCUAUUAUUAUGGUACAGAGAUGAGCAUCACCUGUUUUUGUGUUUUACAUGUCUGGUACUGUUUUUAGUUUUUUUUUAGCACAAGUGACCUUGCACAGCUGUUUUGCAUUGAAGUUUUGUUACCGUAGUUUAGUGGUAUACUUGCGGUUAAAUGUCUAACCGGUUAUUUAUAUUUUGCACUGGAUUUUUUUGUCACUUCAAAGUAGGUCAAGCCAUAAUCCAGGUAAAAUACUUUGAAGAAAAUGUUUUGCUUAGUUUAAAUAUAAGCUCUGAUGAUCUUUAGUGGAGAUAGAGGGUUUUGUAGCAUUAAAUAAGGCAAUUUUGAAGGAUCAGACAUUGUUUAGGAAACUUGAAAUGCUUAAAAAUAUGCAUCCUUAAUGCUUCAAUAGAGCAAACAGAUGCUAAAUAUACAAAUUUGUUAGAUGCAUAUGAUUAAUUGAUUCAACAGUUUAUAAGAUAUGGUGACACAUUAUGAAGGAAUUUCAUAUGUAUUAUUUUGUAUGUUUUUUAACAUUAUCCUUGUACAACACUAAAAGAAACAUCGCCCGUCAGAUAUGUCCAUUGUAAAUGUGUGCAUGGUAUUUUAUUGAAUAUGCUGGCAACUCUUGUUUCUCACAGGAAGUCCUGUAGCAGCUGUAAGUAGUGUUAUAGUUUACUACUAUAAAUAUAAUGUAAAAAAAAACUGUUUACUCUCUAUUCUCUCUGCAAAAGUAUCAUGAUCUAAUCUCAAUUUAAUGUCUUUGCUCAGUAAAAGUAGCCCUUCAAGUGCAAAAAAUACACAGGGCAUUGUUUUUCUUUCAGUUUGUUGAAGCUAUUCAUAUCUACUGUGAUAAUUUGUUGCCAAAAAGGUAUAAUCUUUUUAGCUAGCUAGUAUAGAUAAAGGUCAGCUGGAAUCUGAUGCUGGAAUUUGUUGAUUUGUAUAUCUGGUGUUGGUUCUCAGUGUUUUUGAAUUGUGGUACACUCGCAUACUUAGUAUGUAAUCUUGCAAUUAUUAAUAUAUGAUUAUUAAAGGAUAUGUGCUUUC